GCUGAAAUUCGUUAUUCUUGCGGCAAGUUCCGUCAACCCCUAACCUUAAAAUUUUUUGCCAGAUUAUCAGGUAUCAAAAAACCUUUUAAUACACGUUGACGGCACGGAAAAUACCAAAUAUAUAAAAAAAAUGUCAGAUUAUCAAAGCGCCGCGAACCGACACGAUGCAAACGAGACCCUAUCCUAUAUACCUAUGAUGCCGUCGAAUACUAUACUUGGCAAUAUUGUGGAGAGAAAGUUUAAGGAAAAAUUCAAGUUCGACAGCAAUCGCGUUUCUACCGUAGAACGUGAACUUGGAUUUCCUAAGGUUUUUAAGUUGGAUGACAUCGAACUUACAAAAAAUACCAGUGGCAAGCAGAGUUUAUUUCGACAACAUGUUUCUACACUGAAAUCUGUGAAAGAUGAUUCAACAAAGAUUCAAAGGGAUGAAUCUUUGCAUUGUGACAAAGAAGGAGCAAGUUUUAUAGCAGAGGAUCAAUUGGCUAUUAAGAUUCAUCAAGAAAAUUUGGAUAAGUUAGCUAAAAUGAGUGAGGCAGAAAUAUUAAAAAAAAAAAGGCUGAUUGAGGAUGUUCUAGAUUCUAAAAUAAUACAAUUCUUAAAAAAUAAGAAAAAAUGCAGAGAAAGAUCGAUUGAAGAAAGUAUGCAAGGUACUAUGCCAGUUGCAAAUAGAGCAAUAAUGAGUACAGAAUUUAAUGAUAAGAAACUAAAACUUUCCUCAAAUGAUAAUGAUACAAAAAUAGAAAAUAAUACAUCGAGUGUUUCAAUCACAAAAGAAACAGCAAUGGAUGUAGAAGUAUCUAAUGAUAAAAAGAUAGAAGCUAAUACAAACAUGGACUAUGAGGAUGAUACAGUCAACAUACCAAAGUCAUCUAAAGAAAUAUUGGAAGCAAGCAAGCAGAAGGGAUGGCUGCAUAUGAACACACCAGAACCAGAAAAACUGAAAUGGAUGGAAGAUUUGACAGAAGAGAAAAAAGAUGAACCUGUAAUAAACGAAGAAUACAAUGCUAGAUUUGAUUUUAAUGGUCUCUUAUUGCCAUACAAAGAUGAGAGCUUAACUGUAGACAAGGGACUUCAUCAUCAUGGAGAGGAACCUGAACGUCCUGGGUAUUCCCUUCAAGAAUUAUUACAGCUGAGUAGAUCUUCUAUUCAACAGCAACGAUGUAAAGCCCUUACUACUCUAGCUAAUAUUAUGGAGAAGACACACGAGGGCAUAUAUGACAAAGCUCUGCAUCCAUCACCAUUGAUUGCAUUGAGUCAAAAGAAUAUAUUGUUGCUAUUGAGAUUCUCACUGGACGACUCGUCUGUAGCUGUGGUCACAGCAUCCUUGCAGGCGUUAAGAGCUUUCUUGGUUAGUGAGGCAGACGAGAUAUGUCUGGAUAGACUACAUGGAUUCAACAGAUAUACAGAACCAAUCUUGAUGCCCCAAUUGGAAGAGAAGGAUACGAGUAGCCUGAAAGAUCAUGAAUUGGCACAGUUGGACGCAGUGGCUACACUAUUGAGAUCUGAUUUCCUGUUACGAAUCAGAUACAUCCUAAGUGAAAUGCAUCCACCACCCAUUGGAGUAACGUGUGCCUUAGAGAUACUUAUUCGCCUUGCAAGACACUCGCACAUAACGGCGCUAAAUAUCUCAUCCAUGCCAUACUUGUUAAAUACUAUUAUCCAAAAUUUUAUACCACUGUCUAUUGACCGAUUAGCAAUGCAAGACGCAAUAAAUAACGUUUACGGAAUCCCUGUAGUUAAGGCGAUUAAACUGUGUCGUAUUCUUGUUACAUAUGGUAAGAAGCCCGUUGCGCAGAAAUUGAAUGACUUCAAAAUUAUCAACAGUAUCUUAACAUACGUUAAUAUAGAGAUAGGGAAAGAUGACUUGGAUCUCAGCAUCGAGAGUCUGCGACUUUGGCGUAUAUUGUUGCAAUAUGAAAUAGGACUGGAGAGUGUCGCGGAUACCCUUAUAUUGCAAUUGCAGCUAUUGUUGAGUAAUCAUGAUAUUCAAAGCACAUCAAAAAACGAGUUGGCCCACGAACGCGCUGCGGCAUUAAUUAGCGUAGCGAGUCGUGAAAAAAGUUUGCAAUCAAGCAUAUCCACAUUGUUAAAGAAAUGGAGUACUCAAUUCUCAUCAGUAUCUAAUGCAACGUGGGGUGCUAUGAAAUUAAUUGCAGAAACUUUAUCCGCUGUUGACGAGAUAUCCGCAAUCGAAACUGCAUGGUUAUCUAAUAAAUACAUUUUCUCGAGACUUUGCUCUAGUUCGAAUUUAUUGAGCGACUGCAACCCGGCAACGGAACGAGAACCGUCUUGUCUACCAAACUUGGACGUUUAUACGGAAAAUGGAGAACCGCAGCCGAUCGUGUCAAUAAAUUCUUGUGUACCGUUCUUUGUAACGGUAUUGACAACAUUUCAUAAUCACUCACGUAUAGCGGAAAUUCGCAUGAUACUCGAGCAUCCGGACUUUUGCAAAUACAUACGAGACUUAGAAAAGUUCGAUUGGAGUUUCGAAACAUCAUGGUACAGCCGAACGGAAUUACACCUUUUGACAGAGAUGGUAAAAACGGCAUCACUCCUAGGGAACUCGAUUAAUAAUCAGACAGCGCACAUUAUAUGGAAGAUCGCCAUCAAACUUAUGUCGGCUUUGCCCGCGGAUUCUACGGAUCAAGUGAGAGAGCUGCUCAAGAUCGCGCUGUCCAGCGAGAAAAUGAAUUUGGAGAUCAUUGUCAAUGAAUUGGUCAAAUUAGAUUUGACUACGUCGACGGAUCAAGUUAAGAUAGAUUUACGCUCGGAUGCGGCAUCGCUAUAUGAGAGAUACAUCGUUCCAAACGGCGACUGGAAUCAGGCGGCGAUGCCAAAGGACUGGCUCUUUUUACCCAUCGUUCACAUAUACAAUAAAUGUAAAAGCAAUGUCAAAUUGCAGUCGGAGGAUAAAGACAGCGUUGUGACGGUGCUGAGUCUAGCGUUGAUCUUGCCCGAUCUCACGAGAAGGCUGUCGCCCACUCUGCAAUUCAGUAGACUCAUCCUGGUGUACCUCUGCGACACGAUAUACCUGGACAAGGACGUGUCCGUGUUGCUGGCGAAAGUCCUGUCGAAUCUGUUGACGAGACACCACGCGCGACUGGACUUCCAGGCAGAGCUGCAGGGGCUGAGCUCCUUCACCGAUCUGUUUACGGCGUUGUGCGAGCAAUUUUGCUCGAGUUCGUAUGGUGACAAUAAUUUCGCAGCGACGUUGCUGGUGCCGCUAGCACAAAAACACGACGCACACUAUCGAAAACUAUUGUGGUCAGAACAUGCGGCCGCGUUGCGAUAUCUGCGAUUGCCACUGGAGAAAUUGCUGUUGCCGCUGAAGGAUUAUCUCUAUCCUGAAGAGGAGGACGCGUCGCUCAUAGAUUGUUACAUCACGGCGCUGGUUCGCGGAACGAUUAGAGAGACCUGGUGUCCGGUUCCAUUCGUGAUCGCGCUACAUCAUUCGGCGAUGUACUUGAAGCGCACGAGCAAACUGGCGGUGCGAAUGCGAACGCAAAUGGAGAAGUUAAGGAACAGAGAUGUCGCAGAUAGGUUGUUACACUACGAACCACCGCGAUUAUAAUGAUAUAAGAGAGACGCAAAAACUAAAACAAUGUGAUUUAUGUGUAUUAUUUGCAUAUGAAUAUCUUUUUUAAAUCUUUGGUAUUUAAAUACUUGAAGAUCUCGAUAUCAUUCUUAUUCACAUUUGUCUAAUUUAUAGUCUUUUUUUAUUAAUUUGAGACUUCCAUUCAGUUAUUUGUAACGAAAAAAAUGAAAAUAUGUGAAUUAUUUAUCUCUUUUUUUA
Nylanderia fulva is the source of this 3793-nucleotide messenger RNA. Its product is annotated as RNA polymerase II-associated protein 1. Gene Ontology annotation, biological process: transcription by RNA polymerase II. Lineage: Eukaryota; Metazoa; Arthropoda; Insecta; Hymenoptera; Formicidae. The record is from RefSeq and is a predicted model, not a curated record.